Molecule: messenger RNA, 1902 nt
Organism: Penicillium paradoxum
Lineage: Eukaryota; Fungi; Ascomycota; Eurotiomycetes; Eurotiales; Aspergillaceae
Gene: mrh4
Product: ATP-dependent RNA helicase MRH4
Exons: 1
Coding region: 1-1902 (633 amino acids)
Biological process (GO): maturation of LSU-rRNA from tricistronic rRNA transcript (SSU-rRNA, 5.8S rRNA, LSU-rRNA)
Cellular component (GO): nucleolus
Molecular function (GO): nucleic acid binding; ATP binding
Source: RefSeq, a predicted model, not a curated record
AUGCCUCUGCCCGUACGCUCCUCGAUAUGCCUUCUGUGCCAAACCAAGGCGACCUUGAUCGCUCCAUCAAUUCUCCCGACUUCAUGGCAGACCGCUCGAGGCAUGGCUACUGUUCGAUUGCGCCGUAAGGCCGCUCGGAUGGCACUGUCACCUACUGUAUCCAACCCAUCUCUCCCAUCUUCGAACAAGCCACGAAGGGAACGGGCGGGUCCCUUUGCCUCAAUGAAUCAGACUCGGGCACGGAUUCGAGACGUACCGCGUUCACGAUCACAGGCGGCCCUCAAGCGUUCAGGGGAAGAGGGCAAGACAGAGAAGAAGGAGAGCCCGUUGUACAAAGCACUGAAGAUGCAGACAACAUUGACACCUGUGCCCUAUGGUCGACGCUCCGCUAUCAAAGCUAGACUUGCCGAUAUCACCAGCUUUGACCAUUUCCCUCUCCUUCCUGCAGUUCGGCAAUCGAUCUUCGUCCAGGCUCUACCCGGCCUUAGUGAUGUCACCCCCACGCCUAUUCAGAGACUUGCGAUCCCCGAAUUGUUGCUCGAAGAACCUAAGAAGAAGAAAUUGAGGAAGGCGGGUGAGGAUGAAGAAGUUUACAAUUUUGACCAGUAUCUCCUGGCUGCAGAGACCGGUUCGGGCAAGACCCUCGCCUACUUGCUUCCAAUCGUCGAUGCUGUCAAGCGUGCUGAAGCUCGCGAGAAGGAAGAAGAUAAAGUUAUCGAGGAGCAGAAGGCAAAAGAUCGAGAAGAGAGGAUGAAGACUAAGGCGUUUAGUCUGGAGCCUGAGGAGCCUCCAAUGACAAAUGCCGCUCGCCCCCGGGCCAUUAUUCUCGUUCCCACCUCCGAAUUGGUCUCACAAGUUGGUUCCAAGCUCAAAGAGUUGGCUCACACCGUCAAGUACCGCUCAGGCGAGAUCUCAUCAACCUUCACCCCCCGCCGGAUCAAAAACACACUUUUCCACCCCGCCGGCAUCGAUAUCCUCGUUUCAACCCCUCAUCUUUUGGGAUCUGUUGCGAAGUCAAACCCCAAUAUCCUUAGCCGAGUCACCCACCUUGUCCUGGAUGAGGCCGAUUCUCUUAUGGAUCGAUCCUUCAUCCCGACAACAACCGAAAUCAUCGCCAAGGUCUCUCCGUCACUCAAGAAACUGGUUCUUUGCUCGGCCACAAUUCCCCGCAGUCUUGACAACCAGCUACGCAAGCGCUUCCCCGAUCUUCAACGACUGACGACUCCGAACCUCCACGCCAUUCCCCGUCGCGUUCAGUUGGGUGUCGUAGACAUUGAAAAGGAGCCAUACCGUGGAAACCGAAACCUUGCCUGCGCGGACGUCAUCUGGUCGAUCGGAAAGGCAGGAGAUAGACACGAGCACACUGAAACAUGGGGACCCCUCAACGCAUACAUGGAGCCGAAGACCAAGAAGAUCAUCGUGUUCGUCAAUGAGCGCGAGGAAGCCAAUGAGGUCACCAGUUUCCUGCGAUCAAAGGGCAUUGACGCCGUCUCGCUGUCCCGUGACACCGAUUCCCGGAAACAGGAAGAGACUCUCUCGCAGUUCACAGAGGUCAAACUCCCUCCGACUGCAGAGGAAAUUAUGAUUAAUAAAAAGAAGAACCGCGCUGCUGGAAGUAUUCCAUUUGAACUUCCUGAGCGCGAAGAGAACAUCCGCCGCCUUGCCGAUACCAAGGUCCUUGUCACUACCGAUAUCGCCUCCCGUGGUAUUGAUACCCUGGCAGUGAAGACCGUCAUCCUCUACCACGUGCCGCACACUACCAUCGAUUUCAUCCACAGACUGGGCCGUCUCGGCCGUAUGGGCAAGCGUGGUCGUGGUGUUGUGUUGGUGGGCAAGAAGGACCGCAAGGAUGUUGUCCGCGAGGUUCGUGAGGGCAUGUUCCGUGGCCAGGCUCUGAUCUAG